UACAACGACGGGGUCACUUCCUUUUCAACUUUCUGAUCUAUCUAAUAACUAAUAUCCGCUGUGUUGGACAAGAAACUGCUUCCAGUAAGAGUAAGAGUAACGAGAGAGUAGAAUCUACACCGUAGAGUAGUGAUGCCUAGUUGGUUCAAUGAGUGGUGGACUAAAUUGUACUUCGUGUUUCUCAGACCGCUGUUCAAAUGGGUUUUGAGAAACAUUACUGGUCAAUGUGAACUGUUACGAAUAACCAAUGAAGAAUCAGACACAGCUGUGAAAGUACAGAAAAUAGAAAGUUCGCUGAGGCAUUCCAGCUUUCCUGACCUCAGAGACUGCGCCACUAGCACCUCAGUCGAUGUCAGUGAAUCUGUGAAAAAAAUAAUAGAAAUAAAAAAUAUUGUGCCAGAAAAAUACCCUCGGUUUGAAAUCUCUUUACAAAACUUUCUGUUUCGAAUCAAGUCCUACAACAAAUUGGUGAGUGAUGCAGAAGACUUGAGAAAAAUUAAAUAUUCAUCAGACGACCCUUCCCAUGAGGCUAAGUUAAUACAGCUCUGGGAAGCUUACAGUGAGGGACAACCUCUUCCUGAAAGAAUUGGUGCUCAUUGGACAGAUUUGGGAUUUCAAGGUCAUGACCCCAGCACAGACUUUAGAGGAAUGGGUAUCUUGGGCCUGGAACAGCUUUUAUUUUUUGCCAGCAAGUAUCCAAAGCAAGCAAGACAGGUUUUGAGUCAAUCUUACCAUCCUCAGUUUGGAUUUUCUUUUGCCAUAGUUGGCAUCAACAUUACGGAAAUGGGUUACAGUUUGUUGGUAAGGAGAAAGUUGAGGUCUCAUUUCUACAGUCUUGACAAUAAAGAGCCCACAAUGGUUGACUUCCAUCAGGUUUACUGUCAUUUGCUGUAUGAGUUCGCCAAGUUUUGGUUUGCUGCCAAGCCUAAGGACAUCAUGGAAUUUAACACAGUUCGUGAACAGUUCCAUACUUAUAUUCAGUUCACCCUGACAAGUCCCAGUGCUUGCUUACAGUCGUCAUUCCAGAAACAUAAGUCAGAGAUUUGACAGUCACUGUUUAAAAUAAUGUGAACUAAGUUAUUUGGAUGCUGCCUUUAUCUAGUUGUCUUUUCUUGCCUUUGUUAAUAUGAUCUAAAUUAUUUCUGUGAUUGACAUGUGAACCUGAAAUAACCCACUGAGUGAAAAACUGAGUUGGGUCCAUUUUGUUUAGUUGUAAAUCCAAGACAGACUCAAGGGCUUCAAGUAAUGAGGAGCUGUUUAUUUAUAAUGAAAAGAUAACAAAGUAGAAAUAAAAACAGCAUUUGUAAGCUCUCAAGCUCUUUCCAAGUUUUUACAGAUAUUAAGUCAUGCAGAUUCACUCCAUUUGCCAGGUACUGGUGCUGGAUGCAAUAUCUGCCUCGCAGUUAUCAAAUGUCUAUUGCGGACCACCUAUACGGCUAUUGACACAUCACAGGAAUGGUAGUCACAUCUAUAAUGUCCUCUCAAGUAACGAGAUGCUUAUUUAUAAUGAAAAGAUGAUAAUGUAAAGAUGAAAGCAUCAGCUCUCAAGUUAUUUCUUCCUCUAAGAUCUAACAGAUCUCACAACCUGUGCUAGGCACUAGUGCUGAAUGCAACGUCUACCUCGCAAUUAUCACCAUUGCUUCACAUGUCUGUUUCGGGCCACCUUUGCUGCUAUUCAACGUCACAAGAAUAGAAGCCACACCUACAGCAUCCUCCAUAAUUUUGGAAUGAAUAGUCAAAAAAAACAAAAACAUGAUUUGUGUGUAUUAUUUUGAACUUGUUAGAGAAUUUGUUGAAAUACUAUCUAUUUUAGUGGUGAUAUUGAUGAUUUGUUAAUCAUGUAGCUCUAUUAUCAUUUUAAAUGUUAAGAAAGAUACAAUCAAAAAAGGGAAAAUAACCCCCAAAGCUAACUUCUUAUAUGGUGCUAUUAUUGAUGUUAAAUGUAAUUUAAUUUUGUUAAUGGAUUGAGAAGUUUUAGAGAAAAAAAUGGGAAAUGAAAAAAAUGUAGGAAAUAAAUUUUAAAAAAUUAUGGACUAAAAGAAUAUAGACUCAAAGAGAUAAUAACAUUUAAUAAACAAGUAAAUAUAAAAAAUACUUUUUAAAAAAUGAAGCUUAUAAUUGACUGAAAUUGCAUCAAUUAUUUUUAAUCAAUCAUGUAAUUAAUUUUUAAUGGAUCUAUUCUAAGUUUUUACUAUUUUUACCAUCAGAGCUGUGAAUGGACUUUGUUUUUAAUCACUUGGCUGUGUAACAUUUAGCUCUUGAGCUAUAAAACGGGAAUAACCCUUGAGGGAUUAUUGUCAUGACAUGGACUAAAUUGUGCUGAUGUGCCGAAAACCGAAAAUAUCAACACAAAAAAAAUAUUAAAUAUCUAUUCUAAGAAAAAUAAAUUUGUUUGAUUGUAAAUAUUUUUACUAAUUUUAACACAACAUUCAUGCUUAUUAUGCUUAGUGUGCUAUGGUCCAAUCACUUUUGUUGAUCAGUGGUGAAAGGGGGGGGCAUCUGGGAGAAGGUUUCUGUACUGCAAUUUCAAAAGCAAUUAAAAAAUAAAAGUUGCUCAAGUCUGAAUUCAAACUUGAGUUUCAGAAAGCUGACGUGCUUAGCCACUGAGUUAUUCAAGUACUUGUAAAAAUAGUUUUAAUUUUAGUCCUUAGUUUAAAAUUUUAAUUCAACAACCUAAUUCUCUACACAAGGCUUAUCAUCUCUUACCUUAGUACAUUUCAAUAUAAAACAAAAUUAAUUAAUUAUGACUAAUUGAUUAAUUAAUUAUUCAUGUGUUAUCAUUGACAAUGAAUAAUUGUCCGAAGUUUCAACUUGAUCCAACAAUAGGAAGCUGAAGAAAUAACCUGUACAAGGUUCUAUCCAGACAGAGUUGAUAGAAGGUUUGUAAACAGUUCUCCAAUAAAGAUGAUUUUUUUCUUUUUAUCUCUACAGUAGGAAACCCAAUAAAGAUGAUUUUUUUCUUUUUAUCUCUACAGUAGGAAACCCAAUAAAGAUGAUUUUUUUCUUUUUAUCUCUACAGUAGGAAACUAGAGGCAUGGUUUCUUUACUGUCAUAAUUUUGUUCAAAAGCUUUCAUUUCUACAAUAGUUUCUUCAUAUAUAGUAUAUAUAAAUAACCGAAAGUUCAUUGUAUUUUAUUUUAAUAUUACAUGUUAUUAUAUAGACCAAGUCUAUUAUAUAACUGGUAUGUUUCUGAAAAUGUGCAAUAUAUGAAUCACCAGUAGUGGUGAAUUUCUUUGGAAAUGAAUAAAGUGAAACUUUGAAUUUA
Biomphalaria glabrata is the source of this 3266-nucleotide messenger RNA. RefSeq names its product ELMO domain-containing protein 2-like. The transcript is spliced from 8 exons. Gene Ontology annotation, molecular function: GTPase activator activity. NCBI's taxonomy places the organism in Eukaryota, Metazoa, Mollusca, Gastropoda, Planorbidae. The record is from RefSeq and is a predicted model, not a curated record. Bases 133 to 1047 code for a protein of 304 amino acids.